This is a messenger RNA of Cynara cardunculus var. scolymus (artichoke), 318 nucleotides long. RefSeq names its product transcription factor PRE1. Gene Ontology annotation, biological process: regulation of growth; regulation of DNA-templated transcription. NCBI's taxonomy places the organism in Eukaryota, Viridiplantae, Streptophyta, Magnoliopsida, Asterales, Asteraceae. The record is from RefSeq and is a predicted model, not a curated record. The transcript has 2 exons. Gene Ontology annotation, molecular function: protein dimerization activity. The coding region runs from base 27 to 293 and encodes 88 amino acids.
CCACUUCCAAUUCCGUUCUAAUCAUAAUGUCGAGUAGAAGAUCAAGGGAAGCUCCCAGAAUCACCGAUGAUCAGAUCAUACAACUCCUCUCCAAGUUGCAACAACUUCUUCCUGAGAUUCGCAAUCGUCGUUCCAACAAGGCAUCAGCAUCGAAGGUGUUACAAGAGACUUGUAACUAUGUGAGAAGCUUGCAUCAAGAGGUUGAUGAUCUUAGCGACCGAUUGUCACAGUUGUUGUCCACUGUUGAUGCGAAUAGCCCCGAAGCUUCAAUUAUUCAAAGUUUAAUCAUGUAAUGUUUUGUACUGAAUAGCAUUUCAA